GAGCAAUUGUAGUAUUAGGCUUUUAUUUGAGAUUUACGGCGUCCUUAGGUUCUUUAAUACCGCGGAGAGAAUGCCGACCAACCAUAAGGAUAUCGAUGUGGGUAUGGAUGGCAAUCACAAGACGGUGCUGCAGAUGGCGCCUGUGACAGUGAAGGCAACGGACGAGUGGGUGCGUGGUGACCCCGGCCCGUUCGGCCUGCUUUGCUUCGGCAUGACCACCUGCAUGCUGAUGUUCAUCACCACCCGGUGGAGCGAGAAGACCUUCCUGCCGACGGUAUUCUGCUAUGCUGCGUUUUAUGGAGGUUUCGGUCAGUUCGUUGCCGGCGUCCUUGAGCUGAUCAAGGGUAACACAUUCGGUGGCACUGCCUUCGCUAGCUACGGCGCCUUUUGGAUGGGCUGGUUUCUGCUUGAGUUUUUGUCCAAGUCGGACCCCGCCCGCUACCCCGUCGCCAAGACCGGCAAGACCCUGUGGUGCGGCCUUUGGGCGUUCCUGACCUUCGGCUUCUUCAUUGUCACCCUGCGCAAGAACGGCUGCCUUAUGACCAUCUUCUCUACUCUGGUGAUCACCUUCUCCCUGCUUGCCGGCGGCUUGUGGAGCGACAACUCCGAGCACGCAGCGGGCUAUUGGGGCUUCUUCUGCGGCGCCUCCGCCAUCUACGCCGCCUUCGCCUUCCUUUACAAGAUCGAGCUGGGCAUUGUGCUGCCGGGGGUGCGCCCUGUAGCCUUCAUCUAAGAGCGCACGUCAAACAUCAUAUUUAGUGUUUUAGGACCGGGACCGGCAUGUUGCAAGUCUGGUUUGUUGCUGUUGUGCAACAUGCGUGCGUAACUGCAUGCGUUCUUUACUCGUUUCCGACAUCGGUUUCGAGUCCUACGCACCUCCCGAGUGCGUGGUUAUUGUCCCUCUCGCUGUUUGGAGGUUGUCUGGAAGCGGAGGGAGGCGUGUUGGAAGCGGCCUCCUUAUGGACACGCUGUGACCGCCGGAACUGAAUGUGUCACUUAGACAGUAUUGUCGGCCCUCGAGCGAUAGAUUAGUGAACGAAAGAGAGUGUGCGCAUUACUAUAUGAAAAGUUCCCGAGCUGUGCAUUGUGCCGCUGCAUGCUACCGUGAAUAUUUUUGUUUUUGACUAAUGCGACGAAGUUGGAAAUGGGUCACACUUAUGCAUAUGCGUGUGACAAAGCGUCCCUGGGAUUAACCUAAUCAUGGACUGUGUGCAUGCAUGUGAGCGUACGUGUAUGUUCGUGGUUCCUACUAACGCUGGCCGUUGUCUAUUUUGUGUGAGAGGGGGCAUAGCUGUCACUUUCGCACCGAAAUAACGCCCGGUCUAGACACAGACCGCAGCACAGUGCUAGACGUUGUUGCCACGGUGUUAGGAGUUCGGACUGUGCUUACUGUCGUUUACGAAGGGUUACGGCGGGCUGUUACAACAGAGUAUAUUGCUUACCGGUGCCACAUAUGCUUUCUUGGAUCCUAUUUUCCUUGCAUUGCGAGCGUUGCAUCCGAUAAUUGACCCGUGGGUCACUCAGAAGGGAUACAAAGCAGUUGCAGUGUCACGGUUGGUGUAGCGGCGUGUUUACACGCCUGGUGAUGAAAUGUGCUUCGCGCAUUGCUGGUUGAACGCAUGUUGCCGCUCUUGUUCAGAUAGGCGGGUCGCCACCCGUUAUGUUUCCCUGAUUCCUGUUUCCCCUGUUGCGAUCUGCUGUGUGUGGAUAGGUGUGUGGGUUGCAUGCGUUGCGGGGUGAGUCAGCGCCCUCCGGGGCGCCUCCAUGUGUUAUGUCAACUUGCUUGCUGCCAGAGCUCCCUACCCGUCAGAGGAGGUGCUGGGGCUGCGGGCCUUGGACUCUUCAUGGGUUAUUAGCCGGUUAGUGGUACACUCCAGACUGGGGUUUGUGUCAGGAAGCACACACACCCCGCGGCCAGUUAUUUUAACACACGGGGCGUCUGGGAUUUCAAAAAAGA
This is a messenger RNA of Astrephomene gubernaculifera, 1957 nucleotides long. NCBI's taxonomy places the organism in Eukaryota, Viridiplantae, Chlorophyta, Chlorophyceae, Chlamydomonadales, Astrephomenaceae. The record is from the annotation of a GenBank genome assembly.